CCUAUACAUUGCACAAAUAUAUGACUAUGUAUUUACAAGGAAUUCAAUAAAGAAAAGGUUAUCUCAUGUUAUCUUGGAUGUCAUGUUCAUUUAUUGAGGUGUAUCUAAGGUGUGGGGCACACAUUGAAUAUAAAAGCAGCAGAUACCCUGUUCACAUAUCACUUGGUAAAACAAAGGUAAGCCAGUUUCACUUCGUAUUUCUAUAUUUAUUUUCAGUCAUCCCUCUAGUUGCAUAUUUUCUGAGACAUGUUUUACUGCAAACAGGGACGUUUUAAUUUCAACAGAUUUUAAGAGAAUCUUUGUAUAAAUCGACUAAGGAUGGCUAACAGUAAAGCUGUGGUACCUGUAAACAAUUCUCAAUGGAGCCCAUCAUUCGUGGAGGAUCUUCUCCCUGCUGCAGAGAAGACGGCACUGCUGUACCAUCUCUCGUAUCUGUGCCUGGCCAACUUCCCCAACCUGGAGAGGAUCAUCAGGGCUCGGGCUGUGGAAACCCAGCUUCUGUUUGGCUCCUCUGAUGCAACCAUGCUGAAGUGCAUUUUGACCAGUAAAAACCUGGUUCAGUCGCUGUUUCCCACGCUGAAGACCGCUGUGGAGAAAAAUAAGCCGAUUUUGGCUGUCAAAUACCUAGCAAAAGCACGAGAAUGGAUCAAGGACAUUAUCAAAGAUGUGGACAGGAUCGUGGAAAAGUAUGAUUUACACAACAAAGAUGUUGCAACGUCCACCAGUGAUGUUAUCAAGGAAAAAGCAGAUACAGAGCAAAAGAUGAUAGAAAAAGGUGAGGAGUUGAAGCGGUUUGAAGAGCGUCUGAAAAAUCUGAAAGAUCUACUCAAUGAAGCUAGCAAGGAGCUUGCUGAAACCGAGCAAAAAAUAAAUACGAAAAGUCGUGAGCUUCAAGAAUUUGUACAAUCCGUAACCAAAACCAGUAAAGGCCUUUGCAUCUUCUCUGCACUUGUUCCAUUUAUUGGGAGGAUUGUUAAAAGCAUUUAUGAUGCUGUAAAAGAUCCUGAAAACGUUGCAACAAUGAAGGCUCUUGAAGCUGAACUGAACAACUUAAUGGCUGAAAAGACUGCUCUGAAACAAAAGGAGUCGGAGCUCGAAUUCCAAAUCAUUGACUGGCAGAUGCAGGUCUCCAAAGCCAGUUUUGAGCGAAGUUCCAUACCUGAUCCAAUCCAUCUGAGAGAUGUUCAGAGUAGCUUGUCAAAAAUUCAGGCAAUUCUCAUUCAGUUGAAAAACUUCUGGGAGAGUGUUGCUCAAAUGCUGGACUACUUGGAAGAAUCGACCUUUGUUGGAGAAGAGCUUAUCGAGGACCUUUCUGAACUGAAAGAUGAAUUUCUAGAGUCCAUUAAAGCAGCUGCAGAGGCUUGGGGCUCAUUUGGUGAAGGCUGUAAUAAAGCAUCUGUCAUCUUUAAACUCCACACUAAAGAUGCCUACAAGUUUCUGGAGGUCAGUCCUUCCUCUCUUUCCAAAGAGGAAUGGGAUAAAGAGUAUGAAAGUGUAAAGGAACAACUUGCGGAAUUAAGCCCACUAAAAGAUGUGACAGAUCCUGAAACGCCUGCCAUUGAAAACUGAUCUACACGGGUACAUCAUCUCAUUUAUCUUCUGUCUCGUGAUACAGAUCAUUUGGAUGAUGAUGAUGAUGUAAAUAUAGUAACCUAUUUGUUAACAGAGUUUACAGGGUUCACUUCUAUUUAUAUACCCUCUUUAUUCUUUGAAUAAAAUUUAAUAAUAUAAUUUUUGACUUUUGUUUUUGUUUCAAAUAAUCUUGUAUAUCAGAAUUUUCAAGUCAUAUAUAUAUUGUGUCAUCUCAAACUGCUUUUUAUCUCACUGUAUAGAUAAAAAUGCAAAAACAAUAACAUUAUACAUUUAAAGGAAUAGUUCACCCAAAAAUGAAAUUCUGUCAUGAAAACUACAGUAAGGUUGUAUAUGUUAUCAAGCCUGGUUUAUUGAAGUUAACUGACGCAUCAUUCAGCGUGGGCAGGUUAUUGUUGAUACUACAUUCGUUAGAUAAAAGCAGUAAUCAUCAUAAUUGUGUCUGUAAGAGUAUCAACAGUAUCAACAACACUAGACAUACAUCUUUGUUGUAUUUCAUUUCAGUAUUCUUUUUCAUUUCAUAUUCAUUUAGUUUAUUAGUUAUAUUAAUUUUAUUAUAUUCUACAUUACUUUCUUAAUGUUGUUUAAUCUUAUGUUGAUCCUGUAUUUUCUUUUAAUGCUGAUAUGAGUCCCUAACGGUCUCCAUCCCAUGGUCAUGUAAAUAACAUUGUGUGACCCAAAAAAUGACCCAAUACUGGGUUGUUGUUAUACAACUAUGUUGUCAACCCAGCAGUGUGUUCUGUCCAACAUUUACACAUUAUCGGUCAAAAAUAUCCCAGCCAUUUUUAGAGUGUAGUCAUAGUAAACAUUUGACUCACUAUAAGUGCCUCUGUAACUUCUUGUCAAGAGUCGGACGUGAUCCCCAACACAUAUUUUACUAUCUAUAAAUAUCUUUGCAACUUAUUAACCUCUUCCCUAACCCUUCAGUAGCACACAAGUGUGGCCAACACAUUCUUGCUUCUAGGAAUUUAGUUAACUGUACCUGUGUGCUGGGCUGCAUUAAUGCAUGGACUUACCUGGGCUUAAGACCAGGGCCCCGUGCUGGGAGGGGGCCCCAGUGAUGCCGGAAAAAAAAUAACAAUCGCAUUUUAUAAUAAGCUGAUAGUCCCUGUAAAAUU
Molecule: messenger RNA, 2708 nt
Organism: Misgurnus anguillicaudatus (oriental weatherfish)
Lineage: Eukaryota; Metazoa; Chordata; Actinopteri; Cypriniformes; Cobitidae
Source: RefSeq, a predicted model, not a curated record